This is a messenger RNA of Echinops telfairi (small Madagascar hedgehog), 2178 nucleotides long. It is a transcript of the gene CLPTM1L, whose product is annotated as CLPTM1 like. The record is from RefSeq and is a predicted model, not a curated record. Gene Ontology annotation, cellular component: endomembrane system; membrane. The coding region runs from base 1 to 1617 and encodes 538 amino acids. The transcript has 17 exons. NCBI's taxonomy places the organism in Eukaryota, Metazoa, Chordata, Mammalia, Afrosoricida, Tenrecidae.
AUGUGGAGCGGCCGCAGCUCCUUCACCAGCCUGGUGGUGGGCGUGUUCGUGGUGUACGUGGUGCACACCUGCUGGGUCAUGUACGGCAUCGUCUACACGCGUCCGUGCGCCCAGGACGGCAACUGCAUCCAGCCGUACCUGGCGCGGAGGCCCAAGCUGCAGCUCAGUGUGUACACCACCACGCGCUCCAACCUUGGUGCAGAGAACAACGUCGACCUGGUGCUGAACGUGGAAGACUUCGACGUGGAGUCCAAGUUUGAGAGGACCGUGAAUGUUUCUGUACCCAAGAAGACGAGAAACAAUGGGACGCUGUACGCUUACAUUUUCCUCCAUCACGCGGGGGUCCUGCCAUGGCACGACGGGAAGCAGGUGCACCUGGUCAGCCCUCUCACCACCUACAUGGUCCCCAAACCGGAAGAAAUCAACCUCCUCACUGGCGAGUCGACCACGCAGCAAAUCGAGGCGGAGAAGAAGCCGACCAGUGCCUUGGAUGAGCCUGUCUCCCACUGGCGGCCCAGGCUGACGCUGAACGUGAUGGUGGAAGACUUCGUCUUUGACGGGUCCUCCCUGCCCGCCGACGUGCAUCGCUACAUGAAGAUGAUACAGUUAGGGUCAACAGUCCACUAUCUCCCCAUCCUCUUCAUCGACCAGCUGAGCAGUCGUGUCAAGGAUCUGAUGGUCAUCAACCGCUCCACUACGGAGCUGCCGCUGACUGUCUCCUACGACAAGAUCUCGCUGGGGAAGCUCCGCUUCUGGAUCCACAUGCAGGACGCCGUGUACUCCCUGCAGCAGUUUGGCUUCUCCGAGAAAGACGCAGAUGAGGUCAAGGGCAUCUUCGUUGACACCAACCUGUAUUUCUUAGCGCUGACCUUCUUUGUUGCAGCCUUUCACCUCCUCUUUGAUUUCCUGGCGUUUAAAAACGACAUCAGCUUCUGGAAGAAGAAGAAGAGUAUGAUCGGAAUGUCCACCAAAGCAGUGCUCUGGCGCUGCUUCAGCACCGUGGUCAUCUUCCUUUUCCUCCUGGACGAGCAGACGAGUCUGCUGGUGCUGGUCCCGGCCGGUGUCGGGGCGGCCAUCGAGCUGUGGAAAGUGAAAAAAGCCCUGAAGAUGACCGUCACCUGGAGGGGCCUCAGGCCUGAGCUUCAGUUUGGCACGUCCAGUGAGUCCGAGCGCAAGACCGAGGAGUAUGACACGCAGGCCAUGAAGUACCUGUCGUACCUGCUCUACCCGCUCUGUAUUGGGGGAGCUGUAUAUUCCCUCCUGAACAUCAAGUACAAAAGUUGGUAUUCCUGGUUAAUCAACAGCUUUGUUAACGGGGUGUACGCUUUCGGCUUCCUCUUCAUGCUGCCCCAGCUCUUUGUGAACUACAAGAUGAAAUCGGUGGCCCAUCUGCCCUGGAAGGCGUUCACCUACAAAGCAUUCAAUACCUUCAUCGACGACGUCUUCGCCUUCAUCAUCACCAUGCCCACUUCACACCGGCUGGCGUGCUUCCGAGACGACGUGGUCUUCCUGGUCUACCUUUACCAAAGAUGGCUUUAUCCCGUGGAUAAGAGCAGAGUGAACGAGUUCGGGGAGUCCUACGAAGACAAACCCAAGCGCAAGCCCCACCCUGACUAGGCAUCGAGGCUGUGGGAGCCGCCCACCUGGACUGCUGGCCAGCCGCCCACGCACACUCUGGGUCUCUCAGACUGUGGGCUCACUGAGUGUUUCUGGAAGCUUUGGUGGGGUUCCCGGACGUCACCAUCUUCUUCGUUGCCAAAACCUCUGAACACACCUCGUCGCUCUCCCAGGUCCCCUUUGGAACAAACUGUUCGCACCUGGCCCGUCCCAGGGCCGAGUGCCCUCUGUCUGGAACCCCUCUGCUUGGCCACCCGGCACGAGGCAGGGAGCUCUGCCAGCUCACAGGGCCCCCAGCACCACAGGCGCCCGCACCCCGAGUGGGCCCAGCGGAGCCAGGGCGCAGGGCCCCUUUCACACAGUCGAUUUUCGGUUUUUCCACCUGUUCUUUCUGAGAACUUCAGGUGCCACCUGAAUUCAUUCCACACGGACUCUCGGGGAUCAAAUAGCUUUUCUGCUCUUUGGUUUAAAAAUCUUUAUUAUUUUAAAGCUUAAUGUAUGUAUGUAUGUAUGUAUGUUUCUAUUUUAAAAUAAAUUUCUCUCACAGUAACGUUUCCUUCA